CAUAAAGGCUAUAAUGAUUUAUGGCAAAAUGAUUGACAGGAUUUAAAUCAGAAAUCAUCAGGAAAGAUGAAGUAAAUCAAAAACUAAAAGAACAGGAAGAAGGUGUGAAAGAUUAUGUUGAUGAAAAACUGAAACAAAAUUUAGAAGAAUGUGUACAGGUUUACAUGAAAAGUAAAGAAAUGGAUUUCAACGAGAAGAUUCCCCCUAAAAUUCAAGAAAAAUAUGAUCAGCAUAUAGAAGAAUGGAAAAAUGACAACGAAAAGUUUAUUGUAACUGAGGCAACUAAGCAUAUAGAUGACAAACUAUGGGCAGAUAAUUGCGUUCUUGUAAUUGGUCGCCCGGGAAGUGGAAAGUCCUCAAUUAUUCGACACAUUGCGCUCAGGUUAAGCAUGGAAGACAAGUAUGAAAUAAUUCCAAUCGUAUUGAGCCCGAGUAAUAUAUUAGAUUAUCACAACGAAAACCGAAAACAGGUCUUUAUUAUUGAUGACUUUUGUGGUAAGCUAGUUAUAAAUGCUCAGAAUGUAGACGUGUGGUCUACUCAAAUCGAUGAUGUUUUGAAACUCAUCAAAUUGGAUAUAGACCAGCAAAAUGCGAGGCCAGGAUUUGUAAAAUUUCUGUUUUCAACAAAUGAAGACAUUUUCAACGACAAAGUCUUCGGAAAUCGCCUUGAAGAAUUGACACCGUUUUGUUGCAAACUCUCAGAGAAGCCUUUAAAAGACGACGAAAAAUUACAAAUGAUUAAGAAAUAUAUAUCAACCGAGGAAGCAAAUAUAAAAGAGACCAUGAUAUCAGAUGAAGUAUAUUUUCCUCUUCUCUGCAAAAUAUCAGAAGGCAAAACGGCUGAUCAGAUUGUUAAGUUGUUCAGCAAUUUAGAUGAUUUCAUCAAACAAGAUCUAUUAUCACUUAAAGAUACCAGUGUUAUACAGUUCUGCAUUAUUACAUUAUGCGCUUUGUUUGAAAACCGUUUCAAUGACGAAAUGUUAAAUGAAAAUUUUAAAUUUGCGACAAAUAAGGAGGAAAACGCUUUCAAAGAAAUUUGUGCUGAAUUCAAUUUAGGUCUUCAUAAAGAAUCAAAUAAAAUGCGUUUAAAAGAACAACUACAAUCAGUUGAAGAUACUUAUGUUUCUAAAACUGAGGAUUAUUAUAGUCUUAUACAUAGCAAAGUAUAUCAAGUCGCAGAGAUUGUAUGUGCACAAUCAUUCAUAAAUUGCUUUAUUAAAUUUGCACCUAGUUCGUUUAUUGCUGCACGGUACCGCUUUAAAUCGACCACCGUAGAGAAAAACGACAAUGUAGUUUGGAUAAAUGAAGCCGACACCGAAAAAAGAUAUUUCAAUAGAUUGUUUAUGGAUUUAGAAGAGGGGAUAACCUACAGCACAUUUCACAAUGCUCAGCUCUGUAAUGUAGUGUACAGGGAAAAGUUCUGUUCCUACUGCAAGAAGAGAAAAGAGAAGCUUACAGAACUUCUUCUCCAAAUAAAAGAAAGUAACAAAUCCUUACCCCUGAAUGAACAAAGUUCUCCUGAUGAAAAUGCUGACUAUGAAGACUAUUUAGAUUUUAAAAAGCAGUAUCACUUCAUUUCUCACAAAAUGCGAAAGCCACUUAUCGAGUCAGCAUGGGAGGGAUAUAGUGAAAUUGUCAAUAUGCUGUUAGAAAUGGAAUGUGACAUUAACGAGACGGAUAAAUUUGGAAGAACAGUCUUAUUUGUUUCUAGUUAUCUCAAUAAAACCGACGUUGCCAAAACAUUAAUAGAAAGCGGCGCUAUGCAUGACAUGUGUAAUGAAAAAGGACAAUGUGCGUUAUUUAUUGCUUCUAGACAAGGUCAUUACGAUAUAGUAAAAGCUCUUCUUCAAAAGAAAGCUAGUACAGAACAUUGUGAUUUAGAUGGGCACUCAUCGCUGAUAGAAGCAUCCAGAUGUGGCCAUAAAGAUAUUGUAGAAGCGUUAUUAAAAUCAGGGGCAGAUAUUUCAAAAUGCGAUAAUAUUGGUAGGUCUCCCCUCUUUUUUGCGUGUUUAAAUGGACGAAAGGAUGUUGCAAAUGUCUUAAUAAGAAACAAUGCCAACGUCAACCAAUGCAACAAAAAAGGAUUAUCACCCCUCUCAGUAGCUUGCACGAAAGGAAAUGCACAUUUGUUAGAUAUCCUUAUUAAAGCAAAUGCGGACAUUUCAAAAGUAGAUAGUGAUGACAGAUCACCCUUGUUUAUUGCGUGCGAAGAGGGGUUUGACAAUGUAGUUGAUAUCAUGAUAAAUAAAGGUGCAAACAAAACGCAAUGUGACUGGCAAAACAGAUCACCCUUAUUCAUUUCAUGUGAAAAAGGUUAUUAUAACAUCGUUCAAUCUCUGAUUAAAGGUACAUCUGAUUUGAUAAACCUAUGCGACGAAGAAAGUAGGUCGCCAUUAUUUGUUGCAUGUGAAAAGGGAAAAGUUGAAAUUGCUAAAAUCUUACUAGAAAAUGGUGCAAAACUUAAUAUUUUCGACAAUAAAAAUCGUUCCCCAUUUUAUGCUGCUUGUCGAUCUGGUUACCUUGAGGUUGUCAAGCUUUUAUACACCAAAGGUGGUGCAACAGAUGAUUGUAACAUAUGGGGCGGUUCACCUCUGUUCGUUGCUAGCAGAGAAGGUCAUUUUGAUAUUGUUGAAUUUUUAAUAAAUUUAAAAUCGGAUGCUUCGAAAGCAGAUUCAAAUGGGAAGACACCGCUAAUAGUAGCAUGCGAAGAAGGCAAUGUGAAAAUAGUCACGUUUUUGAUAGCAUCUGGUACCGAUGUUAAUCAUUGUGAUAAUGAAAGAAGAUCUCCGUUGCAUGUUGCAUGCUUUGGUGGAUUUGCAGAUAUAGUUACAUCGCUUAUAGAAAACGGGGCGGAUAAAACUCUUUGUGAUAUUGACGAACACAUUCCUUUAGAAAUAGCUCGUAAAAAGGAAUUCAAUGAUAUUGUUGAACUUUUAACUUAAAAUUUACUGUAACUAAAACAAUCGUAGAAAAACAAUUUUUUUUUUACGUUCAACAUGUGAGAAGUAUUUCGAUAAAAAUUCAGAAUAAAAAAAACCUUAGUAGACAGAUAUACAUGAUAUAAGUAAACUGGGGUUGCGGAUAACAAGUGGAUGAGAUACAAAAACGUCAACUUCGGAUGACAAAUGGAUAAGAUACAGAAACGCCAACUUCGUAGUUUCCGCAGCCAUUAUCGUUGUAUACUUGCUAGGAGUUAAAACCUUAUGAAUAUAAAAUCUAAUUAUUGUACGAAUUUCCAGUUCGUGUACAUCUGGGUUGCUAAAAUUCUGCUUAUAUGUUUUUUUGUUUGUUUUAUUUUUGUGUGGAAAUAAUUGAAGUAAAAUUGAAGUAAAAUUGAA
This is a messenger RNA of Mytilus californianus (California mussel), 3338 nucleotides long. RefSeq names its product ankyrin-1-like. Gene Ontology annotation, molecular function: protein binding. The transcript is spliced from 3 exons. Gene Ontology annotation, cellular component: cytoplasm. The coding region runs from base 165 to 2942 and encodes 925 amino acids. NCBI's taxonomy places the organism in Eukaryota, Metazoa, Mollusca, Bivalvia, Mytilida, Mytilidae. The record is from RefSeq and is a predicted model, not a curated record.